Vidua macroura (Pin-tailed whydah) is the source of this 2309-nucleotide messenger RNA. RefSeq lists its product as uncharacterized. The transcript has 3 exons. Lineage: Eukaryota; Metazoa; Chordata; Aves; Passeriformes; Viduidae. The record is from RefSeq and is a predicted model, not a curated record. Bases 1 to 699 code for a protein of 232 amino acids.
AUGAAAGGAAAGGCACUAUCCAGCUCAACAGUUGCUCCCAAGUCCUAUCCUAUCCUAUCCUAUCCUAUCCUAUCCUAUCCUAUCCUCUGUAAACUCGAGCAGCAAGGUGGGAGCUCAAGUGCAGAGCAGCACCAGAGCACCAGCACAGCUCCCAGCCCUGUGCCAGGCUGGCUCUGUCCCUGCUUUUUGGGAUCGACAUCGCAGAGAUCUGUGCCGAAAGCACAGGAAGGCCCAGCAUGGCCUGCAGGCCCCCAGCCGCCUCCUCCCUCCUUCUGCUGCAAAAUCAGCUCCAAAGGGCAGGGGUGCUUUUCUCUGUCUCUCUUAAAUGCUGCUUUGCCAGCUUGCCGGCUGCUUUCAACAGCGUACUCGUCACGGAGGAAGCCUCAGAGUGAAGAUGCAGAAAGCAGCGCUGUGCGGCCGGGGAGCAGCGGCUGUGGCAGCAGGCAGGGCCGCAGCACCAGGAGCGCCCUGGGCCGGCUGCUGCGGGCUGCAGGGGGCCAGGGGCUGCAGCUCCCCCUUCAGCCGCUGCCCUCCAAGAGUCCAAGUGCAGGUGAUGCUCCCGGUGCUCUGACAGCUGGAGCCUCAGUGAAGUCUUUCCAAAGGCCCGUGUGGAGCUGGGGCAUCGCAGGAGGAGUGAAACCAGUCCGUGCAAGGCUGAGGUCGAUGCUUUCCCCGCUGUGGGAGCCCUAUCCCGCGUAGCAGGGACGCGUUUUCCCCGGCUGUGAGCCGGAGCUCUCCAGCAGCCCUGCUACAGGGGCUCUGCCUCCAGCGCCUCCGGAGGCCCCUCCGAGCUCCUUUUCUAGGGCAGGGAUUGAAGCUGCCGCAUCCGUGCUGCUCUGCACAGCCUCCACCCAGCCCUUCCCCGCUCAGCAUCCCUUAUCUCCCGGAGCAGCGGCCGCACGCUUCCUGCCAGACCCUCCUCGCGGGGUCAUUUCCCAAAGAAUUAAUGACUGCUCUGGAGGAACGUGAGGAGCUGGGAGUACGCGGGAGAGCGGCACGCGGUGAGGGGGCAGCUCUGCACCUGCUUCCCGGGCGUGCGAUGCUCCCGGAGCCAAAGUUCAGCCUUAAAAACAUUCCCCAAAAUAAUGAUCCACCCGCUGAGCAGCAAACUCCCGGCGGCUGCUGGAGCACCUCCGGAAAAGCGUCGCAUAUUUGAAGUCAGCAUGAUUUAAUCUAAAUGUGAAUGUCUCAAUUACAUCGCUAUUAUGGGGUUACAGAGAGUCACAGUUCGGUAAUUACAGCCUCGAUGCUACAUAUGGUUAAUACAUUUCAAUUACACGUUAAUUUAUUGAAAUACAUUCCUACCUUAAAAACCUCUGAAAUUCUGUGGUAGAUGGAAAAUUUGGGCCAGGGGAACAACUACAACCACUUGAGCUGAAAUGGCCAGUGUAGCACAACUUCUGAAGUGACACCUUUGACAGACUCAUCAAAGAUCUGAUUAAAAUGAUCCAAAUAUUCUCCUAGUAGUCUAUUUUUCAGACAGAAGAUUUUGCUUUAAAAUGCCUGCGAACGAGAGUAACUUCCAACUGACAGAUGAAACUGAGCACAAGCCUAAAGACAAACUGCAGCUCGUAAAGAAAAACAGCUCCUGGUUUUAUGGAGCUUUGUUUUGUCUCAGCAGUUUAUCAUCAAGAGCUUGUUUCCCUGCAGCCUUUGUAAACUCAGUUAAAAAAAAAAAAACAUCUGCAGACUCAAAGGUGAUGUGUGGAACACUCAAACGUGGAAAGAUAACAAGGAAUUAAAACUUAGUUUCAAACCAAAACCCCCCAGAACCUCACCUUGAUUCCGCUCCUUGUCUGAGUAUUUGCAGGGCUCAAAAAAGUCUCUUCCCUAUUUUCUAUCUUGAGGAAACCUUUAACAGGAUCAGUAUCUCUUAUCUGGAAAGCCACAGAAUCUAUGGCUGCCAUUGGGAAUGGCUUUUUGGACACAUAAAACUUGUUUCCAUCUGACACUGGCUAACAUUUCUAAGCCAGAGCUGUGGAUCAGCUCAGAACAACUAUUUUUCCUCUCUAUAAUUCAGUAAUUCAGUAACUCAUCCUUGUCCCACAGGUGGGUUGAUCAGAAACUUAGAAAUCUCCAGAAAUUCUGAAUGGAGUCACUGCAGCACUUUCAGUGAAAUAAAUGGACAAAGAAAUCCACCAUAAGGAAGAAAUCUACAAAUAGCCCCAAUGCAGCAGGUGGUCGCAUCAUCUGGCUGCCAGAAAAAGGGACUGAACACAUGGAAAAUGAAACUUAAAACUGAAGUUGUAAAUACAAAUGAAAAACAAAACUUAAAACUGCAAUUGUAAAUACAGUCAUUGCUUUAAAAG